Molecule: messenger RNA, 4545 nt
Organism: Orcinus orca (killer whale)
Lineage: Eukaryota; Metazoa; Chordata; Mammalia; Artiodactyla; Delphinidae
Gene: EXD2
Product: exonuclease 3'-5' domain containing 2
Exons: 9
Coding region: 187-2058 (623 amino acids)
Biological process (GO): nucleobase-containing compound metabolic process
Cellular component (GO): nucleus; cytoplasm
Molecular function (GO): 3'-5' exonuclease activity; nucleic acid binding
Source: RefSeq, a predicted model, not a curated record
UGCAGCCCGAGGUGGCAAAGAGGUGGAGGGAGGACUGCGGGCAGAGGCUCCGGUUGUUCUACCUCAGUUCGCCUCAUCCUUGGGCCGCCCGAGCCCUGUCCAAGGGAAAGGAACCAGGAGUUAGGACUGGACACUCGGGAUUGUGGGAUUAGUGAUAUGCUUUCCUAAACAACAGAAAAGUUGAAGAUGUCUAAACACUUAGUGGCUUUGACAGUGACCACCCUUCUUGGUAUGGCAGUCGGGGGGUUUGUCCUGUGGAAAGGCAUCCAGCGUCGGAGGAGUAAAGCAAGUCGUGUGACCCAGCAGCAGCUGUCACAGCAGCAGCCGAAAGUGCCAGGCAGGAGAGAGCGGCCCACUCCAGCAGAGGACCAGCAGCACUCCAGUGCCCCCAGAGCCUCGUGGGAAGAGAGGAUCCUUAGAGCAAAGGUGGCGACUGUGUCUCAGGAGGCGGAGUGGGAUCAAAUUGAGCCCUUGCUUAGGAGUGAGUUAGAAGAUUUUCCAGUGCUUGGAAUCGACUGUGAGUGGGUGAAUUCGGAAGGCAAAGCCAGUCCUCUGUCACUCCUUCAAAUGGCCUGUCCAAGUGGCUUCUGUGCCUUGGUUCGCUUGCCCAAGCUGAUCUGUGGAGGAAGGGCACUACCGAAAACGUUACUGGACGUUUUGGCAGAUGGCACGAUUUUAAAAGUUGGAGUAGGAUGUUCAGAAGAUGCCAGCAAGCUUCUGCAAGAUUAUGGCCUCGUCGUUAAGGGGUGCCUGGACCUCAGAUACCUAGCCAUGAGGCAGAGAAACAAUUUGCUCUCUAAUGGGCUUAGCCUGAAAUCACUCGCUGAGACUGUUUUGAACUUUCCCCUUGACAAGUCCCUUCUGCUUCGUUGCAGCAACUGGGAUGCUGAGAAUCUUACUGAGGACCAGGUAAUUUAUGCUGCCAGGGAUGCCCAGAUUUCAGUGGCUCUCUUUCUCCAUCUUCUUGGAUACCCUUUCUCUAGGAAUUCAACUCUAGAAGAAAAUGAUGACUUCAUUGGCUGGAGAAAAGUCUUGGAGAAAUGUCAGGAUGUGGUAGAUAUCCCAUUCCGAAGCAAAGGAAUUAGCAGAUUGGGAGAGGAGGUUAAUGGGGAAGCAACAGAAUCUCAGCAGAAGCCAAGAAAUAAGAAGUCGAAGACCGAUGGAAUGAUGCCAGGCAACCACCAAGGGAGAGACCCCAGAAAACAUAAAAGAAAGCCCCUUGGAGUGGGCUAUUCUGCCAGAAAAUCACCCCUCUAUGAUAACUGCUUUCUCCACGCCCCUGACGGACAGCCCCUCUGCACUUGUGAUCGAAGAAAAGCUCAGUGGUACCUGGACAAAGGCAUUGGAGAGCUGGUGAGUGAAGAGCCUUUUGUGGUCAAGCUACAGUUUGAACCUGCAGGGAGACCUGAAUCCCCGGGAGACUACUACUUGAUGGUUAAAGAAAACCUGUGUGUAGUGUGUGGCAAGAAAGACUCAUACAUUCGGAAGAACGUGAUUCCGCAUGAGUACCGGAAGCACUUUCCCAUCGAGAUGAAGGACCACAACUCCCACGAUGUGCUGCUGCUCUGCACCUCCUGCCACGCCAUCUCCAACUACUAUGACAACCACUUGAAGCAGCAGCUGGCCAGGGAGUUCCAGGCCCCCACUGGCUCCGAGGAGGGCUUGCGCCUGCUGGAAGAUCCUGAGCGCCGGCAGGUGCGUUCUGGGGCCAGGGCCCUGCUCAACGCAGAGGGUCUGCCUGCGCACCGAAAGGAGGAGCUGCUGCAGGCGCUCAGAGAGUUUUAUCACACAGACACGAUCACGGAGGAGAUGCUUCAGGAGGCUGCCAGCCUGGAGACCAGGAUCUCCAAUGAAAACUACAUUCCGCACGGGCUGAAGGUGGUUCAGCGCCACACCCAGGGCGGGCUGCGCUCCCUCAUGCAGCUGGAGAGCCGCUGGCGGCAGCACUUCCUGGACUCCAUGCAGCCCAAGCACCUGCCCCAGCAGUGGUCGGUGGACCACAACCACCAGAAGCUGCUCCGGAAAUACGGGGAGGACCUUCUCAUCAAGCUGUCGUGAUGGCUGCUUCCCUUCCACGUUGGGACAGCUGGGAAGCUGGAGCCAGGGGUGAAAAUGUCACCUCUUCCUGUUUUAAUGUCAUUGUCAAAGCCUGGUGACACAACUCACAAUACUAACCUGUACUGAUCCCAGGAUGCUUCUGGUGGAGCAAGGCUGUUGUUUUCAGGGGGAGCUUAUGGUCUUGAGUUUUAGUUGGGCAGGGUGAGCGUUCUUUACUCCACCCUCUUAUUUUAUUUUUCUGGACAAAUGGGAGGCUUGGCCUUCAUUUUACUCUCCCUCUUCUGCUUUCCCUGUGCAGGCGACAAAUGAAGGAUUCUCCCUGAAGUGUCUUGUCAAGACACUCAGGUUUUUAAUGCUUUUUCUCCCUGUCCAGCAUGUUGGUUCAUCUCAAACAGGAGCUGUCAAGUAUUUCAAGCCCAUCAGGUGAGGAGGGGAAAAGACGUUCUUCUAGAGGUUGGAGAGGCGAAAAGGGGUCGGAUUCCUAUUCCCAGUUCAACCUCAUAAUUAGAAAUUCUUUGGCCUGGUGCUGUGCGGUAACUCACCUGGUUGGGAUCCAGCCCAUCUGGGUUGCUUCGGUUUAUUUCACAUGCUCGAAAAUGCUCCCGUUUACACAUUCAGGACCAAAGGAGCAACUUCCUGCCAUACGUUUUCACCCUAACGCUGGAGGGAAUUCUUUUCUGGAAAGAGGCCUUCAGCCUGGGUGGGGCACAGAGAAGCACAAGAACCAUCUCCCAAGAGAACUUGGAUAAUUUGCUCAGCUUUCCCUUUCGCUGUUUCUUGCAAGCCUCCUGCCCAGAACGGCAGGGUUUUUAGCUUAAUCCCUUUCUGAGAGGAAGGUUAUCUUUUCUCAGAAUCAGUAUCUGGUCCCUUCAGUGUUCCAUCAGGUUUGCAAUACUGACCUCUUUUAAGCUCUUAAUUCUCUCCCAGCGUCAUUUGGUUAGGUUGAGAGGAUUUCUCCAUCUCCCUUCAUGCCUGGGACGCCAAGACUAAUCAAUAUGUUUCGAUGUUCAAAACGGUGGUGUUUCAUCUUUCCAAACGUGAGGCCACCACUUGGAGUACGGAAUCAACUUAUUAGCGGUUAGUAUUUUUAUGAAGUAUUAGGAAAACUUUCUUACCUUACAAGAUCUUAACAAGCUUAAAAAAGAGCUUUAUGGCCAGAAUUCAACAAGAGCUCUGUUCUUCCGGAAUUGUGCCCGAGUUGGUGAUGGUUGCUCUAACACUGGUAAAUGAAACAACUAAGCACAAAGUUCAUUGAUUGUAAAUGUAAAACCUUUUGCUUCAUAAUUUUAUAAAAUCGGCAAAUACUCUUGGGGAAGGAGAUCUUUAUGCUAUAGGUCCCUGCCGUGUGGCAGCCCAUGAUAUGUGUGCAGGUGUCGUCGUGUGUCUCCGCCAACAGCUUUGGCCUGUCGACAGCGGCCCACGACACAUGCACACCCUGCAGUUUGUUCCUCUGCCCUUUCAUCCCCACUCAUCCUCGAAUAGGUGUCUCUGGGAUCUAAACUAGAAAGUCUUGAAGACAAAUAGUACCAGCUGCCUUGGGGACCGUUUGUUCAACACACUAAGGUUAUUAGGGGGCAGGUUCCUCGGGGGCUGUUACUGCCCACAGCCCGGGGCGGAGAACCGUGGAGAUGGAUAAGUGGUUGUCGUAGUCAGGCUUGCCACAAGGGGGCGUCGUAGAUCUUGCUUUAUAUUCAUUCUUGAGAAAUAAGGGGCAUUGAUAACACGGGUCCUAAACAUAACUCAUUAAAUAAAUUUAAAAAAAAACAUAACUCAUGAGUUAUGUUUCAGAUUGUGUCUAUCUCAGUUUGAGUCAUUUUGACAGCUUUACAAGAAAAACGUCUUCCUCCGAAACAAGAGAGUAGGGCUCUUCCUUUCUCUUUCCCUGUGAUCCUCAUACAGAGAGGUGAGGACCACGUUAGGAGGUCGUUUAAGAUGCUGUGGUUGCUGCGGAAGGAGGAAUGGUUUCUCCAGUAGAGCUCCCUGCAAAGCUUAGUAAUGUAGAGCCAGCAGCCACGGUAGAGGAAACAUCUAGACUGUGGCACCCUCGAUUUCGUAUCCUUUUCAGAGCAGUUACUGUGUAGGUUUGAAUCUUUUUGUUUUCUGAGUCAGCCUUGGACGCCUUUCUCUAAGACUGACAAUUGCUAUCUCUAGUGAGUUAUUUUAGGGCGGGCAUAUUUUAACAUAAAAUUUUUUUCUGAUACAAAAGUAAUGUGUAUGCUUGUUAGAGACGAAUCUAAAGAAAGAAUGAAAAUCCGUCUUCCCUCCAUGUAGCACAGAGCUAAUCUCUGCUGGUAUGUUUAUGAAUUUCCUUUCAGUAUUGAAAAAUGCAUAUAACAUGUAAGGUGUUUAAACAAACUUGAGAGUCAUAUGUACAGCUUGGUAUACAAUUUUCUUUCCUCAUUUAACAUGGUAUCACAAGUAAUUUCUUGUGUCUUUAAAUCUUGGAAAGUAGAUUUGCAGUAACUCUACCUUGCUUUAUUAUCCAUU